Molecule: messenger RNA, 3164 nt
Organism: Cryptococcus amylolentus CBS 6039
Lineage: Eukaryota; Fungi; Basidiomycota; Tremellomycetes; Tremellales; Cryptococcaceae
Exons: 3
Coding region: 389-2800 (803 amino acids)
Biological process (GO): cellular response to glucose starvation; protein catabolic process in the vacuole
Source: RefSeq, a predicted model, not a curated record
GGGCUGCCAGCGGGCUGCUCCAAUACGCUUUUCAUACCUCUCAGUCAGUCUGCCACGGCUGCACGCAGUAUACUUGCGCACCACCGCCGCCCGCCCCCAGCUGCUCCGCCCGCCACAGCGUCACUGCCACGCCCGGAACCAAUUCUGGCAUACCAUAUUCCGCAUCUGCCCCACCCACGUUAGCCGAGUUGCCUCCUUUCGCUCCAGUUACUACCUCAUCGCUGCCCUCUCGCUCGUCUCUCCAUCUCCCAACGCCGCAGACUCCCGCCGCUCUACUCCCGCCGCCUCUGUCUGUACCGGGACCACCAAGCAGGCCUACCCCCGUCCGUCUGCUGCACCAUGGCCCAGGUCAUACCUCCCAUCGUGAGCACAGCAGCCCCUUUCACCCAUGUUACAGUCGCUCACUCAUACCCUCUUUCUCUCCCCCAUCUCUCCCCCCCGUACUCGGCCGACAUUGCCGCCACCCUACUUGCCCGUCGCCCCCGACUUGCGACGACUGCCGAUCUUUAUAAUCAACCUCCACCAGACAUCACUCCCAUCAGACUCUGGGGCUGCACCCUCAGUCGAGGACAUCCAAGACCGCUUGCCGUCUAUAUGUGUCGACUAUCUCUCACAUGACUGGUCGGAAGAGGAUGUCUGGGCGUCAUGGCGUAAUAUGACUCGUCAUAAGCAUGAGAUCGCCAACGGCGUCCGGCUAGAGAAUGCCAGUUGGCGAACGUGGAACAAACAGAGGAACAAGCUCAAGACUAUCAGCCCCGAGACUCUCAAUUGGUUGAAGGAUUCAGAUGUCACUUGGUUGUACGGACCUCUCCACACCGCCAACGUCGAGCCUGUCCGUCCGCUGAAGGUGUCCUCCACCGACGAUCGGCUGGGUAUCGAUCGUCCAAACCCCGACGCCAAGAAGCCCAUUCUCAAGCACCGAACCCUUUCGGAGAUGCUCACUAUCGCGUCCCCUUCUUCUCCUGGGCUCGAAGGCUCUGACGGCGAUCAUGCUCAGCCUUCUGAUGAUGAAGACCGCCCCAAGCUGCUUCUCCAGACCAAGUCGGACACCAACAUCUUGCGUAAUCGCAGUGCUGUUCUGGCCCGUCAAAAGAGCCCCGAUCGCCAUCAUAAUCACAACUUUGGGUUGGACAAGAGCCCAUCUGAUGAGAACGACCCCACUUCCCCAACAGAUUCUCAACAGACCAGUAGCAAGAGGCACAUCAGCUUCAACACUUUUGUUGAGCAGUGUAUUGCUGUCAGCGAUCCCACCGAAAACCAGCAGCAUCACCUGCAGCAGCAGUCGCAGUCGAACAGCCCUAGCGACUCGGACGAUGAAAUGCUCGAGAUCAAACCGUCUUCUAUGAGCUCCAGCAGUCGCUCUUCUCGGGAGUCUCGUCCAAGCUUGAGUCGUAAUUCGUCUACCGGCUCGUCUGAACAUCUCACGAUUGCGAUGAUUGCGCCCACCAUGCUGAAGACUGGGCCGGGCCACAAUCCCGAUCUACCUUGUGUCUACGCACCGCCGCCCGAGUACAAGUCUCCGAGCGAUGAUAGAACAGAUUCCUACGAUUUCCCUUCGCCUCAGAUCGACCCCUCCACGGGCAAGUGGCAAGAAGAAGACGAAGACGAAAGCGGCCGCGACAGUGGACCCUAUGACUAUUUCCAUGGUCCCAAUCUGGGAGGCAGUGAACAGAAGAAGGGACAGGCUAUUCCCAAUAACAGCGGCCCCUAUGGUAACGGACGGCCCCCUUCUGGCUCGCCUCCUUCAAAGUACCGCAUUGCUGUCGAUCAGGAACGCAACGACGCGUCUACUGCCCCUUCUUCCAACCCCUCUGCCAAUGUCGGCAGUGUCACCUCUCCCCCUCAGCGCGGUAUCCUCAAAGUUCGUCCUCCCGGACAAGCUCCCCCUCCCGAGCCAGCUUCACCUCCCAUGGCGUACUUCAACUACACUCCUUCUGCCGCGACGGGUAUUGGUGGUAUGCGGGGAACGUCGCCCUACGACCAUGCCGGUCCCACUGGAUCCCCUGUGACUUCUCCUGGUGCGGAAGAGCGUGGACGCGGAAGGGCUCCUUCGCGGGAGCGAUUGCACGACAGGUCUUCUUCUCGUGGUACAUCCACCAGCUCUAUCAGCUCUUCCUCUUCGCGCUCUCCCACCGAGAAUACUGCUGGGCGAAAGGUCCAAACUCCUCCUCAGCUAGACCGGGUUCAAGAAGAAUCGCACAAUCGCGCCGAAGGGGACCAGACUCCCAGGAAAGGCGACAGCGUCAAGCCAAAAGGCAUCGAUCUGCCUGAGGCUCAGCCUGUAGAGCCUGGAUCCCCCUCGCUCGCUACUCCGGCCGAGCCCGAUGAGAAGCUCAAGGAUUAUGUGGCCGAUAGGUCGUCAACUCCUACUCCUCAUUCUUCUCCCCAGAUCACAUUUCGCCCUUUAAAAGACACAUCUCCCGCAUCCCUUCCCCAUACAUCCACUCAUAACAAAGCGCAAUCUCCCGACCUUCCCAAAGCCGACCCUCCUACCUCUGUUCCUUCUGCCGAUAAAUCCAAUAAUUCUGGCGCUCGUGCUACGAUUGCCCACGUUGGCACCAAUGCCCAACCCACAUUAUCUCAACCUAUAGAGGAUGAUGAUGGAGCGAGCAUCAUAGGGCGCGCGGCAAACAUUGCCAGCACAGCAAAAGAUCUGUUGGGUUCUCUCUGGUAUGGACAAAAUGAGGGUCAGGGGCAAGGCCAAGGUCUGGGUCAACAUCCUUAUCAACAGCAGACGCAGCCAUUGCCAGGGGCUCAGAUGCAUGGCGGGAAUGCGAGGAGGAGGGCGGGUUCCAGCUAGAGUGAUUCUGGAUAUAUCUUGUCCUACAACCAAGGGUCUAGCUUUGAGUUGUGUGUAAUAAGCUUUCUUUCUCCGAGUUUCUGUGUGUCCUUCCUAUCAUUUAGCUUCCGACCUGUUUCUUUUUUCAAACAUCUUUCCAUCUUCCAUCAUGUUAUGUUUUCAUCAGCCCACGCCUUCGAUGUCUCUUUACCUCCCAUCCAUACCUCGCAACGACUCUUCAACUUCUCUUCUUCUUUUUUCUUCCGAUUCCCUUUUCAAUAGCCAUUUGACUUUUACAGAGUAUCCAUCCGUAGUUAUAGGCUGUCAGUUUCAUCGGGCUCUCUGGCUUUGGUUUGGGUGUAUGCAUGUAACUUUGCAUAGAGUA